Molecule: messenger RNA, 758 nt
Organism: Prunus dulcis (almond)
Lineage: Eukaryota; Viridiplantae; Streptophyta; Magnoliopsida; Rosales; Rosaceae
Product: leucine-rich repeat extensin-like protein 3
Exons: 1
Coding region: 68-649 (193 amino acids)
Source: RefSeq, a predicted model, not a curated record
UACUACAAGUUUUAUCUAGGUCACACCAUAACUUGGAUUUCAUUUUUCAAGGUUAUGCCUCUCUCAGAUGGGUAGUUUCAAAGCUUUGGCAUUCAUGGAAGGAAAAUGGUUUCAUUGGUUCUUGAAGGCAGGGCUCAUUGGUUUGGUCAUGUUUGCUGGGUUGACAUAUGAGGAUCAAGUGGGAGAGGCUGAGACUGGUUUACUAUGUAUCAGUGAGUGCACAACAUGUCCAGUCAUAUGUUCAACUCCUCCCCCUCCUCAACUUGAGUCUUCUUCACCACCACCAUCACCGCCACCAGUGCACCCCUCGCCUUCUCAAUCUUACUACAGCUCUCCUCCACCGUCGCCACCGCAAUUUGACUACAGCUCUCCUCCGGCCUCACCGCCGCCGCCUCCUCCCUCACCACCAAAACAAUCACCAUCACCUUCAUCAUAUUCGAAAGGCGCUCCUCCCCCGCCUUCUUUUGUGUACUUCUUCAACAUGCCUCCCUCAGGUCCAGUGCCAACAACAACAACAACAACGACAGGAGUGCUGCAUAACAAUUCCUAUCCCUACUACUACUUUUACGCCUCAGAAGCUUCUUCUCUCUCUGCUCAUGCCUUCUUCUUAUUUGUCUUCUUAGUUCAGCUUGUGUUUUCUUUUUGGUGAGAAAGUAGCUAGCUUAGUUAUAUAUAUUUUUUGGUCUGUGAUAAAAUAUGUGGUUGCAUUGUAAAGGUGGCUGGAUUGGAUUGAGAAAGGCUUUCUACUUCCUUGUUCA